This is a messenger RNA of Aedes albopictus (Asian tiger mosquito), 2357 nucleotides long. RefSeq names its product proton-coupled zinc antiporter SLC30A8. Gene Ontology annotation, molecular function: zinc ion transmembrane transporter activity. Lineage: Eukaryota; Metazoa; Arthropoda; Insecta; Diptera; Culicidae. The coding region runs from base 618 to 2249 and encodes 543 amino acids. Gene Ontology annotation, biological process: response to zinc ion; zinc ion transmembrane transport. The transcript has 6 exons. The record is from RefSeq and is a predicted model, not a curated record. Gene Ontology annotation, cellular component: plasma membrane.
UGAACGGGUAAAAGUUCGCUCAGUAUCAUUCCUACGCCGGUUGAGUCGAGUCGGCCGCGAUCGAUCGCUUGCGGUUGUAGGAAGCUCGCGCAGUUCGCUCGCUGAAAAGGCGCCAGCCGUUUUACUUACUCUACAGUCAGUCCUCUAGUGUGUCUUGUUGUUAUUCGAUCAAAGUGAUAAUUUGUGUGCACUCAAAUCACUCUAUAGGCAGAGUCCGAGGCAGGCUGAUAACAUCGAGUUUCAUCACCCGCCCUCUUGUGGUUCUUGUGCUACGUGAGCGAUCGCCUCUGUCGCGCCGGUUUUUUUUUUAUGCGAAAUACGUUUGUAUCUCAAAGACGGAUGGAUGAAAGAUGCAAACAAAAUAAAUGUGUGAUCCAACAGUGUUGAUCGAUGUAAUUAGUGCAAUCCGUUAGUGAGGCCGAUUGGAAAUUUGAUUUCGUGGCUUCAUUGCGAGCGAUCGAUCGAGCGAGCGGUUUAAGUUGGAUAAGGAAAUUUUAGUGAAUUGUAACGGAGUGACGCACAACCCGCAAACAACGCAAGCACUACCAAUCAGCUCUAGAGAAGAGAGAGUAAUAACACCCAGUGCAGCCUAACUGCAACGUUCGACGACACCAAUCAUGCCCGUGUAUCUGGAAGUCAGCACCAACUGCGACGAUGAACAGUACGAUAGCAACGGAAACAACAACGUGACUAGUCAACAGAAUCUGCUGUCAUUACAGAGCAUAUCUAGUCUUUCACAUCCUAACUGUAUAUUCAACCCUAGUCCUAAGAACGAUGAACCAUACGGAAAGACUGAAAAGCGAAAGCUUAUGUGGGCGAUUGGCUUCACGUUAGUUUUUAUGAUAGCAGAAUUCCUCGGCGGAUACCUAUCCGGUAGUUUAGCCAUCAUGACCGAUGCCGCCCAUCUGCUGUCCGACUGCAUCAGCUUCCUGAUUGCGGUUAUCUCCAUUUGGAUAUCCAACAAGCCUCCCGACGGGAAGAUGUCCUUUGGCUAUCGACGUGUAGAGGUUAUCGGUGCCAUCCUGUCCAUCGUGGGUAUUUGGGCACUGACGGCAGCCCUCGUGGUCAUGUCCAUCCAGCGGCUGAUAGCCGAGGACUUCGAGAUUGACGCCGACACCAUGAUCAUCGUCGCCAUACUGGGGGUCGUCAUGAACAUCGCGACGGCUUUCAUUCUGCACGGAUCGUGCAGUGUCGUACCACACAUGCACCAUGGCCACUCGCACGGUGGCCACUCUCAUGGAGGUCACUCUCACGGUGGUCAUUCACACGGACAUUCCCACUCUCAUGCACAUUCCAAUACCAAUUCGCAAGCGAACUUGGUGGAAGUAGUAGCCACUCCACGAUCCACACCUAUCCAACGGUCCCGGUCUGGAUCUCCAAUCAAAAAGCCACGCCCCAAGCUGGAGAAGCUGAAAAUCUGCGACGAGAAAAAGUGCGAUCGAAUGGAAGUCCUAACUAUCCCGAAUCUACCGCCCAGCCCUAGCGUAAGUCCCCAUCCGUCCACUCCGAACACGCGACACAAUUCGUUCGCGACUAACUCACCCAUGCAGCGGCCCAACCUGGAAAACAUUUUAGCCAUGGCCAAGAAAAAACUUAACUCGGAAGCCCUGCGGCAUCGAAUGAGCUUCGAUGCCACGCUUCACUCACCGGACAUAAUCAGCUCCAGCAGGUUCCUGUACAAUAAAAUUGGAACCGAUGCCGAUUCGGCACUGGUCGGCAGCCGGAGGGACAGCAACAUCAGCAAUGACACAUCCCUGCACGACGAGCACUGUCCUGGGGCUGGUGGAGGCGAUCAGCACGGAGAUGAAAAUCUCAACGUACGGGCAGCGAUCAUUCACGUGAUUGGUGACUUCAUUCAGAGCAUUGGGGUGCUGUUGGCUGCGGUGGUGAUCAAGUUUGCGCCCAAUCUCAAGGUGUUCGAUCCCAUCUGCACGUUUCUGUUCUCAAUCAUCGUGCUCGUUACCACCGUGCGGAUCUUCCGCGACUCGAUGCGCAUUCUGAUGGAUGCCGUUCCCGCCAGUAUCUCGGUAGAAAAACUGCGCACCGAGCUGGGCUGCAUUUCCGGAGUAAAAUCCGUCCACGAGCUGAACGUGUGGAGCAUAUCCACCGGGCUGAAUUUGAUGACCGUCCAUUUGACGGUUGAUCCAAUGGCCAACACGUCGGAAAUUCUAAUCGCUGCCAACAGUAUUGCCCGGCAAGGAUUUAACAUCAAGAAGUGUACUGUACAAAUAGAAAAGAUAUGCUUUUAAAUUGAUGUUAGUAGAUGUCUGUGAUGAGGUGCUUGUACUGUUAAGAUAAGUCAUCAGAAAAAAAAAGUUCAAUAAAAAUGUACAUAAUUAUUUUAAAUAGCAAAACGA